AUGAAACUAAAGAUAGAGCAUUCACAAGCUGCCACAACCAAAGAGCCUCAUCAAAUUGUCCCCAUGGCUGACCAACUGAAGGCCAACCUUACCUGCCCAAUAUGCUGUGACAUCUUCAGGGACCCUGUAACACUGAAAUGUAGUCACAGCUUCUGUCAGGAGUGCUUGCAGAAGUACUGGAAGGAUCUGGAAGUUCUACUGUGUCUCGUCUGCAGGAAGAAGUGUUCGUCUGAGGAGCCCACACUGAGCCUGGCCUUCAAGAGUCUCUGUGAGUCUUUAAAAAGAACAAACAGGGCUGUUCAACCAGACCAGCUAUGCCCCAUGCAUGAGGAGAAGCUUAAAUUGUUCUGUUUUGAAGACAAGCAGCCUAUAUGUAUCAUCUGCCACACAUCAAAAAAACAUAACAAUCAUGUGUGUUCUCCCAUUGAGGAAGCUGUGGGGAACAUAAAGAAGGAAAUGGAAGACGGGAUUUCUGAUUUUAAUCAAAGCCUCAACAUCCUGAAGAAAACAAAACAUGAUCUUGAAAACAUGGUCACUCACAUAGAGACUCAGGCACAAUCGGCAGAGCUGCAGAUUAUUCAGGACUUUGAAAAAUGUUAUCAGUUCCUCCGCAAGGAAGAAGAAGCCAAGCUUGUGGCCCUGAGAGAGGAAAAGGAGCAGAAACACAGAGACCUGGACAGCAGAAUAGAAAGGGUUCAUGGAGAGAUUACUACUUUGUCAGAAACUGUUGACAGAGUAAAAAUUCAAAUGGAAUCUGAUGACAUCCUGUUUCUACAGAACUACUAUUCAAAUCCCGAGAGACUCAAAUGCUCAACACCAAAAUCAGAGGAUUUGUCAGGUGCACUGAUCAACAUGGCUAAAUACGUCUACCCUCUGAAUCAUGAGUUGUGGUUGCAGUCAUUUUAUCCAGUCUGCUCAAUGACUCUGGACCCAAACACGGCUUCACCCAAGCUCAUCAUCGCAGAUAAUCUCACUUCACUUACGUACACAGAAGAGAAGCAAACAGUACCUGAUAACCCAGAACGAUUUCACAUUGGCGUGCUGGGAUCAAAUGGCUUCACUGCUGGUCGUCACAGCUGGGAUGUUGAGGUUGGUGAUAAUGACAACUGGACCCUUGGAGUGGUGAGGCAGUCAAUCAAGCGGAAGCAGUACCUGGAAAUGCAGCCAGAUAGUGGAUUAUGGAGCAUACGCUUCACCAGAGGGAAGCACCGGGCUGGUGUCAAGGCUUCAACUGAAUUCAAUGUAGCCAAAAGACCUACAGUUAUCAGAGUCCUACUGGAUUACGAGCAUGGGGAGGUGUCAUUCUCAGAUCCAUCUGCAAAUAUGACUUUGUAUAGCUUCACUGAUAUGUUUACCGAGAAACUGUUCCCCUACUUCAACACUACAAGUUUGAAAUGUCCACUGCGCCUGUUUCCCCUAACAGUCGGAAAGAGUUAAUAGAGAUUGUGUCACUACUGCAAUAAAUUAUUGGAUAGACCUACAGAAUGCUCGGUCUCUCUUCACUUUUAAAGCAAAGUAGGCAUUCUCUACAGAAUUAUGCCUCUCAGUUUACCCAUGACGAGGAACUGGCCACAGCUGACACUCAAGGAUUUGAGGGACCUUCUGGUUGUAGAGCAGCUCCUCUAGCCCUUGAGCCACUACCGUACAGACAGUUAUAGUUGACUAACUUAAAUGAAUGAGUUGACAGUAUGGUGAGAUAUGACUGGUUGCAUCAUUCUAAAAACACAUUAGAAGAAUAACUAAACAAGCCCCUGGGAAAGAAAAGCAAACUGCUAAAAAGAACUAAACAUACCAAACAGAUAAAAUACACAUUAAUGAAACUAGAAGCAUAAAUGAAUAUCCAAAUAAUUUUCAAUAAACACUGCACCGUAUAUAACUUUAAAUUAUGUGUAACCUGUUACAAAGCCGUUGAGUGGGAGAAGGGAGUGAAAAAGUGUUUGUACAUAUUAAUCAACCUUGUGCAAUAUCUCAUCUUGCAUAAACACUUGGGAGUUAAUUUAGAGAUGACGUAUCCAAACAGAUUAUUCUGUUUCUACAAGUACUACAACUGUAUUAACAUUUCAAUGACAGUGGGCAAAAAAAAUAGGCAGGGCCUGUUACUCACAAAAUGAGCUAGUUUAUGUAUAAAUUAAAUCUAAACUGUGACAUAGUUUUACCGACAGCCACAAUCAAACCAAGAAACUAUCAAGCUGAUCGAUUUUUUGUGUCUAAGGCCAACCUUGCUUGCCCAAUAUGUUGUGACAUCUUCAGAGACCUUGUGGCAACUGAAAUGCAGCCACAGCUUCUGUCAGGAGUGCCUUCUGCAGUGGCGGGACCUGGAUGUGUCCCUGUGUCCCAUUUACAGGAAAGGGUGCCUAUCUGAGGAGCCCACACUGAGCCUGGCCUUCAAGAGCCUCCUAUCUAUCCCCCGCACCAGACUCUCCACCCUGGGUGGCAGGUCCUUCAGUGCCUUGGCCCCUAAACUCUAGAACUCCCCCAACCCCUUUGUGACUGUCCAUCUCUUCCCUUCUUUGGGAACUUUUGGUUUAAUUAUCACUUCUCCUCUACACCCAAUACAUAGCUCCACACAUAGCUUGUCUUGUUGUAUUGUUAUUGUUUUGCUUUGUUAUUGUUUGUCUGUCUGUUAUUAUGCUUUCCUUCUACUAUGUUAAGCGACCUUGGGUUUGAUAAAGGCGCUAUAUAAAAUAAACUUAUUAUUAUAUUAUUA
This is a messenger RNA of Alosa alosa (allis shad), 2707 nucleotides long. RefSeq names its product zinc-binding protein A33-like. The transcript has 6 exons. NCBI's taxonomy places the organism in Eukaryota, Metazoa, Chordata, Actinopteri, Clupeiformes, Clupeidae. The coding region runs from base 1 to 1437 and encodes 478 amino acids. Gene Ontology annotation, molecular function: protein binding; zinc ion binding. The record is from RefSeq and is a predicted model, not a curated record.